Conger conger (European conger) is the source of this 2749-nucleotide messenger RNA. Its product is annotated as hydroxyacylglutathione hydrolase-like protein. The record is from RefSeq and is a predicted model, not a curated record. Gene Ontology annotation, molecular function: hydroxyacylglutathione hydrolase activity. Lineage: Eukaryota; Metazoa; Chordata; Actinopteri; Anguilliformes; Congridae. The transcript is spliced from 9 exons. Bases 302 to 1153 code for a protein of 283 amino acids.
AUGGGUGGUUUCUCUCGUCUUUGAUAUAUCUAGGAUAGUCGGUAGCUACUGUUUGAGAUUCGCUUGCUGGACAAAGUAUUACACAAGUGAAACCGCGAUUUCAAUUGAAGGUACUAUAGGAGCAAUUGAACACGUAGCGGAGUCUUGUCCUUGUAGAAGUGUCCCGAGUGGGUAGCUAGCUCACGAACUCAUAACAUUGGAAACCCACCCGCAAACUUGCUGUCAUAUUUUAUAUCCACGGUGUAACCGGCUUUGUAGUUAGUGUGGGUGUGUCCAUACCGUCUCUGCAUGACGGGCAAACAUGAAGGUGAAGGUGAUCUCUAUCCUGGAGGAUAACUACAUGUAUCUGCUGAUCGAGGAGCAGAGCAAAGAGGCCAUCGCAGUGGACCCGGCUGUGCCGCACCGGAUGCUGGAGAUUGUGAAAAGGGAAGGUGUCACUCUCACAACCAUUCUGACUACACACCAUCACUGGGACCACGCUCGGGGAAACGAGGACUUGGUGAAGAAGAUUCCGGGGCUGAGGGUUUACGGGGGUGACGACCGCAUCGGGGGGCUGACUGACAAAGUCACCAAUGAACAGGAGCUCAAGUUCGGGGCGAUCAACGUGCGGUGCCUGUCCACACCCUGCCACACCUCUGGGCACAUGUGCUACUUUGUGUGGGAGGAUGACUGCUCCGACGCUCCGGCCGUAUUCACAGGAGACACGCUGUUCGUGGCAGGCUGCGGGCGGUUCUUCGAGGGGACUGCAGAGCAGAUGCACCACAACCUGACCAAGGUGCUGGGAACCCUUCCACAAGACACGAAGGUCUUCUGUGGCCAUGAGUACACCAUCAAGAACCUGAAGUUUGCACUGAAGGUGGAGCCAGAGAACGAGAGGGUGAAAGAGAUGUUGAGUUGGGCCCGGGAGAGGGAUGAUGAUGACAAACCCACAGUUCCCUCCACGCUGGUGGAAGAGUUUGACUACAACCCAUUCCUGCGUCUCUCAGAGCAGAGUGUGCAGAAGUUCACGGGUCAGACGGACCCAGUGCAGGUGUUGCGGGUGCUGCGCAGGGAGAAGGACCGCUUCUCCAAGCCCAAGGACAGGCCGCCGCCCCAGGCCAUGCUGGCCCUGCAGUGGGGCCUGCUGGGGCCCCGGGGCCCCGCUCCCUCCUGACAUCACAGGGCCUGGCAUGGUGAGAGAACGGGGGACCGGUUUGGGUGCAGAAAAGUAACUCUACCUGUCUGCUAAAAAGAAAACAUAAGAAACUGGCAAACCUGCUCGGAGAACCCCCUCAGGACAUUUGGUGGAGGAAAUGGGGCCUGAAAGCUCUGCAUGCCACGCAUUUUCCAUACAGUGUCGCUGCAUAAACGAGUCCUCUCUCCCUUACAGAGGCUCACAGCCACUCAGAUGUCUGCAGCAUGCACGUUCCUCUUACCUCAGCUUCUACAUUGGCCCAUUUCUCAGUAUGAUGCAGUGUUAACAAUAUAAAACACUAAAUCCACAUGACCAUUUUUUUAUUUUUAUUUUUUUUCAUUAUUUACGUAAUUUAUUCAUUCAUAUUUAGGAAAUACUAAUCUUAUCUGUUCGAAAUGCUUGCAUAUUUGUUGUGUAACAUGCAUUUUGUUCUUAAUGCUUGUAGGCAUAUUUUUGGUGUAGAUUUUGUUUGUUCUUAAAUAGAAUUUAUUAUAUCUCAUUCAUUUAAAAUUUCUCUGGAUAAUGGCAAAAAUCUAUUUAUCAGCAGUUAAAUGUAGUGAGAAUGUAGACUUUACUUUCGUUUUACAACUUAACCCUUGCCAACAUGUCACCUGGAUACAUUUCAGCAGUGCCAACAUUCAAACGUUUACAUUAUUCUGUGUGAUUUUGAUUUUUACAUGGAUAUUACUAAAGAAUCUAUGCAAAUAUUUUUAAAAUGAACCCUUUCUUUUGGAUCAGUUGGCACAAACAUUUGAUUGAAGGAACAAUUGGUCUAUGGUUAAAGAAGACCCAUGUUUUAACCCAUUCACCCAAAAUGCCUGAUUAGAGGGAACAACAUUUUUUUGUUUUUAGUCUGUAAAAAUAUGAGUCAUUAGACUUAUCGCAGUGGUUCUCAACCUCGGUCCUGGGGGAAUCGCUGUGUAUGCUGGUUUUCAUUCUAACCAACAAGUUGUUAAUUUCUCUUAAUUGGAUGCUCUUCAUGUUUAGAGGACAUUACUCUGCAUGUCAUAAAGAAUGAAAGUCUCAUUGUACUUAUUGUGCUAUAUUGCAAACAGUUACAUAAAGAGGUGUCAAAAUGUUUUAACUGAUCAACUUGAAGACUGAGGUAAAUCAAUAGGCUCCAGGACCAAGGUUGAGGAGGAUUAAACCGGCACUCCAGAUGCACAGCAGGUCUGAGCCAUUCCGUGUUUUACAAGCAACCGGUUAGUGCAGUGAGCUCAGUACACCAGCAUACCACUAAGAAUGCUUACAGUAAAACCUGAAAGGACUCAAAAUGCUAUACACUAAUUGUUUUGUAUUUAAGCCCCAACACUGCAGGAAUGUCACCUAUUUAUGUUUAGUAGCACUUUACAGUAUGGCAGACUAAUAAUUAUGAUUGAUUAUUCUUCUUAUUCUUAUUUUAUUAUUCCAAGAAUGAACUUCAUUUUUAAAAAUGUGAAUGUAACUGCUGUGGCAUGGCCUUCUACUGACCCAAAGAGCCUGCAUGUGAUUCCCACUUCGGUAUAUUACAAAAUAAAUGCUUAAAAUGGCUUUUUUGCUCCUGACAAAUAAAGCACAUCUAACAUUUAGCAUCAA